Messenger RNA from Leishmania braziliensis MHOM/BR/75/M2904, 1515 nucleotides. RefSeq names its product putative tyrosine/dopa decarboxylase. Lineage: Eukaryota; Euglenozoa; Kinetoplastea; Trypanosomatida; Trypanosomatidae. Gene Ontology annotation, biological process: amino acid metabolic process. Gene Ontology annotation, molecular function: pyridoxal phosphate binding; carboxy-lyase activity. The coding region runs from base 1 to 1515 and encodes 504 amino acids. The record is from RefSeq and is a predicted model, not a curated record. The transcript has a single exon.
AUGCAGCCGACGUGCCCAUCACUUCCUCCCAUUCCAGAGACCAUGGACUGGGAGAAGUUCCGUGCAGAAGGGCAUCGCGUGAUUGAGUUUAUUGCUGACUACCAUCGCGCGCUCAAGAACCGAGAGAUGCCGGCCUCUCCUGGAGUGCAACCUGGAUUCCUGAGGAAGGGCAUCAACGACAAGGCGGCUCCGCAGACGUCGUCGCAGGACUUUGCCAGCGUCCUCGACGAUAUUCAGGCUCACAUCAUCCCCGGCAUGACCCACUGGCAGCACCCCGAUUUCUACGCCUGGUUCCCGGCGCAGGUGUCACCAGCGGCGAUUCUCGGCGACCUCGUGGCCAACGGUUUUAACCAGCCCGGCUUCAACUGGAUGAGCAGCCCCGCGGCAACCGAACUCGAGACUAUCGUAAUGGACUGGAUGGCCCGCGCCUUUGGCAUGCCAGAGGCAAUGACGUGGGGGGGCACCGGCGGCGGUGUGCUGCAGCCAACGGCCACAGAGGCGGCUGUGGUGGCGCUUCUGGCGGCGAAGAACAGGGCGCUGGAGAAGUGCACCACAAACGAAGAACAGUGCAUUGCCUCAGGUAAACUUGUCUGCUAUGUGAGCGAUCAGGCGCACGUUUGCGUGGAAAAGGCGACCCGAAUCCUGUCCUUGUGGCACGUGCGCAGGAUAGCGACCCGGCGUGAGGCGGGUGGUAACUGCCCGAUGCACGGCGACGACCUUCGCGUAGCUGUGGAGGCGGAUAUAGCAGCGGGUCUUACCCCCUGCGCCGUGUCCAUGAACUACGGCACCACCGGUAUCUGCUCUACGGACGAUUUCGAGGGGAUCGCAAAGGUUUGCCAAGACUACUCCAUCUGGCUGAACCUCGACGCCGCCUAUGCUGGGGCCACGGCAGUGUGCCCUGAGAUGCGUGAGCCGCUGGCUCCAGCGUUUGAGCACGCGGACUCAAUUUUCAUCAACGGAUCCAAAUGGCUCAGUCUUAUGAUGGGUACCACCUUUUUCUUCUUCCGCGAGCGCAAGUACAUUGUUUCGUCGUUGAACGCCACCGGCGUCUACCUCACAAACAAGUACACAGACACCAACAGGGUGGUGGACUUCAAAGAUUACCAUCUGGGCUUUGGUCGGCCCUUUCGCGCCAUGAAGGUAUACGUAACCUUGCGGUAUAUGGGGUUAGAGGGGAUUCAGGCCACGAUCCGCCGUCAUUGCGCUCUCGCCAAGUACUUUCACGACCUGUUGGCUGCUCGCCUUGGCGACCUUGUCGAGUUUCCUGUCGAGCCCAAGUUCGGACUCGUCUGCUUCCGAAUCGCCGUGGACAAUGCGGCAAACAAACGAAACUACGCUCUGCUUAAAGUGACUGAAGAAGAGCGUCGUGUCAUGAUUGUGCACCACUACGUGGACGGUCAUGUCAUCGUGCGUGUAGCCCUAGCCUACCCAGGGCUGAUGACGAAGGACAUGGAGGACCUUGCCGACUAUCUCUCUGAGAAGGUGAAAGAGACGAUCGCCAAGAUACCAGUGUGA